Molecule: messenger RNA, 2240 nt
Organism: Acanthisitta chloris (rifleman)
Lineage: Eukaryota; Metazoa; Chordata; Aves; Passeriformes; Acanthisittidae
Product: arf-GAP with GTPase, ANK repeat and PH domain-containing protein 1
Exons: 16
Coding region: 234-2240 (668 amino acids)
Cellular component (GO): nucleus
Molecular function (GO): GTP binding; GTPase activator activity; protein binding
Source: RefSeq, a predicted model, not a curated record
UUGUAAAUAGCCAGGAAUGGACACUGAGCCGAUCUGUACCAGAGCUGAAAGUGGGGAUUGUGGGUAACUUGGCGAGUGGCAAGUCUGCCCUUGUACACCGGUACUUGACCGGGACCUAUGUCCAGGAGGAAUCGCCUGAAGGUGGGAGAUUCAAGAAGGAGAUAGUGGUGGAUGGACAGAGCUACCUGCUGCUGAUCAGAGAUGAAGGAGGUCCUCCAGAGGCACAGUUUGCCAUGUGGGUGGAUGCUGUUAUAUUUGUCUUCAGCUUGGAAGAUGAAGUCAGCUUCCAGACUGUUUACCACUACUACAGCCGUAUGGCCAACUAUCGCAACACUAGUGAAAUCCCAAUGGUACUGGUGGGAACGCAGGAUGCUAUUAGCUCCACCAACCCUCGCGUCAUUGACGAUGCCAGAGCAAGGAAGCUGUCGAAUGACCUCAAGAGAUGCACUUACUACGAAACCUGUGCCACUUAUGGGCUCAACGUGGAAAGAGUCUUCCAUGACGUUGCUCAGAAGAUCGUUUCAACAAAGAAGAAACAGCAGCUCUCAAUUGGACCCUGCAAAUCUCUACCCAACUCUCCAAGCCACUCCUCUGUGUGUUCUGCCCAGGUUUCUGCCGUACAUAUCAGCCAGACCAGUAAUGGAGGAGGGAGUUUAAGUGAUUAUUCCUCCUCUGUCCCAUCAACUCCAAGCACCAGCCAGAAGGAGCUACGGAUUGAUGUUCCUCCCACUGCCAACACACCAACUCCUGUCCGUAAACAGUCCAAGCGCCGAUCCAACCUCUUCACGUCUCGGAAAGGGAGUGACCCAGACAAAGAGAAGAAGGUCCUGGAGAGCAGAACAGACAGCAUUGGCAGCGGCCGCGCAAUCCCAAUUAAACAGGGUAUGCUGCUAAAGCGAAGUGGCAAGUCCUUGAACAAAGAGUGGAAGAAGAAAUAUGUGACGUUGUGUGACAACGGCGUGCUGACCUACCACCCCAGUUUACAUGAUUAUAUGCAGAAUGUUCAUGGGAAAGAAAUCGACUUGCUGAGAACCACUGUGAAGGUCCCUGGGAAGAGACCACCCCGAGCUACGUCAGCUUGUGCACCCAUUUCCAGUCCUAAAACCAACGGCCUCACUAAGGACAUGAGCAGUUUACACAUCUCGCCAAAUUCAGAUACAGGCUUGGGAGAUUCCGUGUGUUCCAGUCCCAGCAUAUCCAGUAGGACGAGCCCCAAGUUCGAUCCCCCUCCGUCACCUCACGCCAACAGAAAGAAGCACCGCAGGAAGAAAAGCACAAGCAACUUCAAAGCUGAUGGGAUCUCGGGCACAGCUGAAGAAGAAAACUUCGAGUUCAUCAUCGUCUCUCUCACUGGCCAGACAUGGCACUUUGAAGCCACCACCUAUGAAGAAAGAGAUGCAUGGGUCCAAGCCAUAGAGAGUCAGAUCUUGGCCAGUUUACAGUCGUGUGAGAGCAGCAAGAACAAGUCCCGCCUGACGAGCCAGAAUGAGGCCAUGGCCCUUCAGUCCAUAAGAAACAUCAGAGGCAAUUCCCACUGCGUGGACUGUGAAUCACAGAACCCCGACUGGGCCAGCUUGAAUCUUGGAGCCCUCAUAUGUAUCGAAUGCUCAGGUAUACACCGAAACCUUGGCACACAUCUGUCCCGGGUACGCUCCCUGGACCUGGACGACUGGCCUAUAGAGCUCAUCAAGGUGAUGUCUGCCAUCGGGAACGAGCUGGCCAACAGCGUCUGGGAGGAGAACAGCCAAGGCCACAUGAAACCUUCAUCAGACUCCACAAGGGAAGAAAAAGAGCUCUGGAUACGUGCAAAAUAUGAGCAGAAGCUCUUCCUUGCCCCGCUGCAGUGCCUGGAGCUUUCUCUGGGCCAGCAUCUCCUGAGGGCUACAGCCGAAGAGGACUUGCGAAUGGUCAUCCUGCUCCUUGCCCAUGGGACUCGGGAAGAGGUGAAUGAGACUUGCGGAGACGGUGACGGACGCACUGCCCUCCACUUGGCGUGCCGGAAGGGAAAUGUGGUGUUAGUGCAGCUCUUGAUUUGGUAUGGCGUGGAUGUGAUGGCACGUGACGCCCACGGGAACACAGCCCUGGCCUAUGCCCGGCAGGCUUCCAGCCAGGAGUGCAUCGACGUUCUCCUCCAGUAUGGCUGCCCCGACGAGCGCUUCGUCCUCAUGGCCACUCCAAACCUGUCCAGGAAGAACAACAACCGGAAUAACAGCGGCGGAAGCAUGUCCAUCAUCAUCUGA